This is a messenger RNA of Durusdinium trenchii, 1577 nucleotides long. Lineage: Eukaryota; Dinophyceae; Suessiales; Symbiodiniaceae. The record is from the annotation of a GenBank genome assembly.
CUCACCUAGGUCACCAACAACUCGGUGAAGUGAUGUAGAAUGUCUCUUUGCUUUCUCCGCAAAUGCCAUGUUUGCUCCGAAAUCCAUUCCUUUUGGCCGCCGCGGGUCGCCGCCGGGUCGCCAUGCUGGCGUCCCGGUCCGAGCGACUGCGGCGGGAGCGGAAAGCGGAUGAGAAGGUGGAGAGGUUCAAUCGCAUGAUGGACCUGUGUGCAUCAGCCGAAGACCUCCACGGGACUGAACGCAUUUUCCAGAGACUGGUGAGGGACAAGCAAGAGCCCAAUGACCUGAGCUUGGCCCUACUUGUGGCCGCCAGUGCGGAGGCACGAGAGAUCGUGCGAGCUGAAAUGUGGUUGCGGAGGUUCAUGCGGGCGAAAUUGGGCGAGAUUCGUCAACACCCCAGGGUCACUCGGAGCUUGAUAGCUGCCGGUGCCAGGAGCAUGGUGGAGGAGGAGGAGGAUUCGAGCGCUGUGCGGCGCUUUUCCUCCUUAGUAGCUACAUCAAAGGGGGAUUUGGAUGAUACCAAGUUGCAGAAGCUUGAGGAAAGCUUUGCAGCUGCUUUGAAGGAAUGCCAGCCUAUGAGCUCAGUGACCAAGCAUUUGUAUGAGGAGCUUCUACAAUGCUUGGCUGGCCUGGGGAAGAAGGCGCAGAUUCAAUCCAGGUUGCAAGAGAUGGCGAAGCUGGGAGUCCCGGCCAACACUCUCACGUACGGAAUUAUUGUCAAUGCUUUGCGCCCCACGGAGCAAGACUUGUUGUUCGCGAGCCAACUCUUUCAGCAAGUUGAGGAGAGUGGGUUGAUGCCCUCGCUGCCUCUUUUCAACGCCAUGUUGAAGGUCUGCGCACGGGCGGCGGAUCUGGACCGCGCCAAGAGUUGGUUCCAAAAGAUCUACGACGCUUCACUGCAACCGAACAUCCUCUCCUUCAAUAACCUUCUGGGUGCCUGCACGAUGUUCGGAAGCGUCUCUGAAGCGCGGGCCGUUUUGGAGAGGAUGACGAAAGCGCAGGUGAGCCCUGACAGCUUCAGCUACCUCUGGAUGAUCAAGGUCUCCGGUCGUCGAGGUGGAAAGGCUGCAGAGGCGUGUCUUGAGGAAGCUCGACACCAGGAGCUCAAGCUGGAUACAGGGAUGUACAACGCGGUGUUCCGCGCCUACUUGGCAGAAGAGGAGACACCAGAGACGCCCAAGAAUGUGAAGAGGCUCUUUGAGCAGAUGGAACUGGAUGAAAUCCGGGCUGAUGGGAUGUCCUUGUCCUCUUUGGCAUAUGCAUAUGCAAUGCAAAAUGAGGUGGAACGCGCAGAGGAUUUGAUCUUCCAGGCACGCCAAGAGAGCGGUCGACAGCGGCCUGAAUUCUUCGCCUGCUUGCUCUUCGCCUAUGCGAGGAAGCGCGGCAGCCGGAGCCGGAAGGCGGAGCGGGCCUUCCGAGACCUCGUGGACAGCGGCCUGGCGCCGACGCCGGCGAUGCUGCGGUACCUCCGGAUGGCCAUGCCAACGGAGGCAGAGCAGCUAAUGGCUGAGCUAGGCGUGAGUGAGAAAAGUGUGUGUGUGGGGGGGGGGGAAGAGCUGGUGAAACCGAUUGCUUGA